Molecule: messenger RNA, 1533 nt
Organism: Wyeomyia smithii (pitcher-plant mosquito)
Lineage: Eukaryota; Metazoa; Arthropoda; Insecta; Diptera; Culicidae
Gene: Vps16B
Product: vacuolar protein sorting-associated protein 16B
Exons: 6
Coding region: 97-1437 (446 amino acids)
Biological process (GO): vacuolar transport; intracellular protein transport
Cellular component (GO): cytoplasm
Source: RefSeq, a predicted model, not a curated record
UCCCCUCGUAUCCAGUCAGUCAACAGUUAAUUCGCAAUGGUUCUUGUUUACGUUUUUGGCAGCAUUAAAAAUAGCUUAUUUUCUUGAAACCGAAUAAUGGAAGCGAAAGAUGAUGAUUACUGGAACGACACCGCCAAUAAGUCCUUUAACUUUGACGAUGACGAGGUAGCUGUUCUGGAAGUGCCAGGCUUGAAUCGACGAAGCCUGUUCAGCGAGGACAAUACGUCGGAGGUGAACUACCCAAGCACCCAUAGUGAGCUUCCACUGCAUUUGCUGAUUUCUGAGCAAGAUCUGGCGUCAGUACUAGCGGAUCAAUCACGCCAUGAGUUACCGCUCCCCAAGGGCAUUAGUGUAGAGGAGGAAAUCAAGCUACUUAGGAAAAGACUGCAGCAUUACAGCUACGCACCUUCCACGAAAUCAACCAUGGCGAUGCUCAUCCUGGCCAAACCGUGUUCGCUGGAAAUGUUCCGAUCCCUGCGAGAGAAGGAAGACUUAAUUGAUGCCGCUAUUGCAUCUGGUAACGGAAAUGCUAUUUUGAAGGUGGUGCUAUUUCUAGAGAAAACUCUCAAGAAAAAGCUGUUCUACAGAUUGCUGCAAAUUCGCUCGGAGGCUGUCAGUCACUACAUUAACUAUAUGGCUGUUCGAUUGAGGGUUACCGAAUGUACAGAUUUGUUAGUAUUUUUGGGCAGACAUCACGAAGCGAGUUUGCUCCAGUUCUCGAUUUACGUUCGAAGUACAACCAACAUCGAGUUCAAGCGCCAAAGGCUGAAAAAGAUUAGUGCUGAUUAUUUCUCACAACCUGGUGCGAACAGCUUCUAUGCUCAGCUGGUAUCAAACUACAUCAAUCUUAUAGAGUUCCAAAUAGCAAAACAGCAUUCGACUAGUGUUGUGUCUGCUGGAUCCAUCUUGGAUCGAUCCGUUCUUGAGACCCUGUUCUAUGUUUGUAACCAUUACAAAUGGGGCGACACAUCGCUGCAGACUAACGAAAAUCCUUUCAAGUUGGCGGAAAGCCACCAGGUGUCACAAUCACAACUAGAGUGGAUAGCUCUGAACGAACGAGCCCAGCGUCAGGCCUGGCUUGAUUUUGAGCACAUCUUCGAGAAAAAGGCGUGGCUCAAUCUGAAGCAAAAGUCGUUCAAUAUACAUAUUCCAUUGGACAAAACCAUUCUGCGGCUGUUCGCUUUGCAUGCACCGGAACCCGUACUGACUAAUUUUCUUGCUAAGGUAGAUGAACCCCUGCGCAGAUUGACGUUGGCUCGAAAGGUUAACGCGAAGAAAGGAAUCGUCGACGCGCUAGUUGCCUUGAAGGAUCGUGGGGAGCUAGAGAACUAUCGUGAUACCUUGGAGGCUGGCACAGGUGAACGAUAUUACGCUGAGAACGCACUCAAAACAUUGAACAAUAAGUGGAAAAGUGAUGCAAUCAAACUGAUCAAAUAAAAUUUAAAAGCAUUAAGUAUUUGUUUAUUAUAAUUAUAAAUUUUAUUGACGAGAAAAUAAAAAUGCGAAGCAUUAGCAUGCAUAGGUGUAGUAUGA